AUGUCAUAUCCAAUUGAUUUUUGGAUUGCUUUUGCUUCAAGUAUAAUAUGUGUUCUUUGCUCACUAUUGGUUCUUUAUUGUCUUCUUUUUUAUCGAACACUUCGUUCUGCUCUUAACAAUCAUAUCAUCAUUCUUCUUCUCAUUCUUAUUAUUCUACGUAUACUAGAAUUCCUUGGUACUACCUUUUAUGGAUUUGCUGCUGAUCAAUUUAUGUUACCAAUGGGAUUUUAUUUUCUUUUCUCAUAUUUCUGUGAUUAUGGUCUGUAUAGUAUUCAGAUUAUAUUAGUUCUUUGGGCUAAUAUCGAAAGACACAUACUCAUCUUUCAUAAUCAAUGGAUUUCAACCAAAAAGAAACGAUUCUAUGUUCAUUAUAUGCCACCUAUGUUACUACUCAUUUAUAGUCUACUCUUCUAUAUAUUGAUCACUUUUAAUCCAUUUUGUGACAGUUCACCACUUAAUAUUAUACCUGGAAUUCCACCCAGUCCUUGUGCAUUAAAUAAUGCAAUUAUAGCAACAGUAGACAUACUACUUCAUCAUAUAAUUGUCAUCUUACUAAUUGCUAUUCUUAGUAUUGCAUUGAUUGUACGUGUUAUAUUACAAAAACAGAGAUUAAAUCAACCAAUUCAAUGGCAAAAACAUCGCAAAAUGAUGAUUCAAAUGAUUUUUACAUCAGUUUUCUAUUUGAUUUGUGAUGCACCAUGGGCAAUCUUGGUUUUUAUUGUGAAAAAUAAUUUAUUACAAUAUAAUUUAGAUACACCUUUAAUUGUAGCACUUACUCUUCGUAAUUAUGUAAUGUAUUUAUAUCCAUUUAUUUGUCUGGCAUCAUUAUCUGAAUUGCGAAGUAAAAUGAAAGACACGUUUCUUUGUUGGCGACAUCUAAGUCAAGUUGUUCCUCUAAGAACAAUAACAAUAGAACCAAGAAUCGGUCGAACAAUACUUGGCACACAACCUGUUGCUCACUUAUCAUAA
Molecule: messenger RNA, 969 nt
Organism: Adineta steineri
Lineage: Eukaryota; Metazoa; Rotifera; Eurotatoria; Adinetida; Adinetidae
Source: the annotation of a GenBank genome assembly